CUGGGCCUGGAGCGCUUCCACGGCGUCGCAAUCCUGGGCUCCAACAGCCCCGAGUGGGUCAUCGCUGACUUCGGGGCCAUCAUGGCCGGGGGCCUGGCAGUUGGGGUCUACAGCACCAGCUCCCCCGAGGCCUGUGGCUACAUCGCCGCCAACUGUGAGGCCAACGUGGUGGUGGUGGAGGACAACGCGCAGCUCAGCAAGAUCCUGCAGGUGCAGAAGCAGCUGCCCCACCUCAAGGCCAUCGUCCAGUACCGCGACUCACUGGAGGAGAAGAGACCCAAUGUGUACACGUGGGAGGAGUUCAUGGAGCUGGGGAGGACCGUGCCCGACUCGCAGCUGGACUCCAUCAUCCGCUCCCAGUGCGUGAACCACUGCUGCACCCUCAUCUACACCUCGGGCACCACGGGCACGCCCAAGGGCGUCAUGCUCAGCCACGACAAUGUGUCGUGGGAGGCCAAGAUGCUGAAGGAGGUGCUGGGGCUUCAGGUUCAGGAGGUCUUUAUCAGCUACCUGCCCCUGAGCCACGUUGCCGCGCAGAUCGCAGACCUCUGGCUGCCCAUGUGCGUGGGGGGUACCACCUGUUUCGCUCAACCCAACGCACUAAAGGGCUCCCUGCUCCCCACGCUGAAGGAGGUGCGCCCCACAUUCCUGUUCGCAGUGCCCCGUGUGUGGGAGAAGAUGGAGGAGAAGCUCAAAGCCACCUUCAGCCAGUCAUCCCUGGUCAAGAGAAAGCUGGUGGAGUGGGCACGGGGCAUCGGGCUGCAGGCCAGCUACAGCCGCCUGGACGGGGAUGGCUCUAUGCCCUGGGGCUUUGCCCUGGCCGAGCGCCUGGUGUUCAGGAAGGUGCGCGAGGAGCUGGGGCUGCAGCGCUGCACUGUGCUACUGACUGGGGCAGCGCCCACCGCCAAGGACACGCUGGAGUUCUUCAUGAGCCUCCACCUGCCCAUCCUCGAGUUGUUCGGCUUGAGUGAGAGCAGUGGGCCACACAGCACCUGCACCCACCAUUCCUGUCGCAUCCUCAGCUGCGGGAAGGAACUGCCAGGCUGCAGGUCCCGCAUCAAGCAGCCGGACGUGGAGGGCACCGGCGAACUGUGCUGCUGGGGCCGCCAUGUCUUCAUGGGCUACCUGGGCAUGGAGGCCGCGACACAGGAGGCACUGGACAAGGCAGGUUGGCUACGCACAGGGGACCUUGCACGCUGCGACCCCGACGGCUUCCUCUACAUUGUGGGCAGGAUCAAGGAGCUGGUGAUCACGGCAGGAGGGAAGAACAUUGCCCCGGUGCCCAUCGAGGAAGCAGUGAAGAGGGAGGUGCCAAUCAUCAGCAAUGCAAUCCUGGUCGGUGACGGCAGGAAGUUCCUGUCCAUGCUGCUCACUCUGAAGUGCAAGGUGGAUCCGGAGUCGGGGGCGCCCCUGGACGAGCUGAGCCCCGAGGCCCUGCAGUUCUGCCGGGAGCUGGGCAGCCAGGCCACGCGGGUGUCAGAGGUGCUGAGCAUGCAGGACCCGGCCGUGUACCAGGCCAUCCAGCAGGGCGUGGAGCGGGUGAACCAGCGCGCCCCGUCCCGCGCCCAUCGUGUGCAGAAGUGGGCCCUGCUGCCCAGGGACUUCUCCAUCGCCAGUGGGGAGCUGGGUCCCACAGCCAAGCUGAAGCGCCGGGUGGUGCUAGGCGCCUACGAGACCAGGAUCAGUGGCUGCUACCAGGACUAG
Messenger RNA from Alligator sinensis (Chinese alligator), 1704 nucleotides. Its product is annotated as long-chain-fatty-acid--CoA ligase ACSBG2-like. Gene Ontology annotation, cellular component: membrane; endoplasmic reticulum. Gene Ontology annotation, molecular function: long-chain fatty acid-CoA ligase activity. The record is from RefSeq and is a predicted model, not a curated record. The coding region runs from base 82 to 1704 and encodes 540 amino acids. The transcript has 11 exons. NCBI's taxonomy places the organism in Eukaryota, Metazoa, Chordata, Crocodylia, Alligatoridae.